Molecule: messenger RNA, 714 nt
Organism: Trachymyrmex septentrionalis
Lineage: Eukaryota; Metazoa; Arthropoda; Insecta; Hymenoptera; Formicidae
Product: oxysterol-binding protein-related protein 8-like
Exons: 5
Coding region: 1-714 (237 amino acids)
Source: RefSeq, a predicted model, not a curated record
AUGCGAGUCUUCCGCAAGACGAAUAUCUGGGAGAGUCUGCUAAGCGGCCGAAGAAAACUCUGCGACGCAAGGACGAAUUCUGCGCUCCAGGACGUACGAUACGUGAGUGACAUAGCUCACGCGAUUCGUGAUCGGAUCUCUGGUAUGGGCGAAGGUAGUCAAAAAAUGGAUAAUUCAUCAGACAAGUCGUUAGAUUCUUGCAAAUUAACGCGAAAAGAAUCAUAUAAAGCUCAAAGAAAGAAUUAUCGAAUGGAAAAGAAAAGAGUAGCCGAUGAACUUUUAAGUUCUUUCAAAGAUCCAACCGUUAUUGUUAUGAGUGAUUGGUUAAAAGUUCGUGGCACAUUGAAAAGUUGGACCAAGUUAUGGUGUAUUCUGAAACCUGGAUUAUUGUUGCUGUACAAAAGUCCAAAAACGAAGAGUAAUCAUUGGGUUGGAACGGUACUACUUAAUACGUGUCAAGUUAUUGAACGUCCGAGUAAAAAGGAUGGAUUUUGUUUUAAAUUAUUUCAUCCGUUGGAGCAAUCUAUAUGGGCUCCUCGAGGACCAGAAAAAGAAGCUAUUGAACGAGUCGCAGAAGAAAAUGUCGAAGAAAACAUCGAAGUGAAUAGCGGAGAAUAUUUACUUGAAAAUGAUAUUUAUGAUGUGAAUUCGUACGAUUUAUCCGAGGAUGAAAUGCAAAGUGAACAUGAAGAUGAAGAAUGUUUACAUCUCUAA